Arabis nemorensis is the source of this 579-nucleotide messenger RNA. NCBI's taxonomy places the organism in Eukaryota, Viridiplantae, Streptophyta, Magnoliopsida, Brassicales, Brassicaceae. The record is from the annotation of a GenBank genome assembly.
AUGAUGCUCCUCGAUUUUGUGUAUGGGUCCAAUUCUACUUCUGCUGGUCUUUCUAGACCCGUCCGAGGCGGUUCUCCAUCUGAGGUGCCAGACUCACAGAGUUGCGCUAAUCGACGCCAUUUGUCAAUCGAGGAGCUUGUCCAACAACCUGGCCGUCGCCAUUGCACUCCACUUGAUCCGUUCCUACUAGACCACAUUUGUCAACUUGACAAAGUGUACGAGAAGCCCUCUGAUAUCCAUAUGAGCGAGAUUGAUAUAUGGUUUCGCACUUUUGCGCAACACUUCACAUGGGAGCCAGAGUUGACCGGCGAGUUUCGAAAAGGUUUCGAAACUCAGGUUCGACCUUCAUACAAGCAUCAUAAAUCUUCGUGGAAGAAGAAGUGGGACACGAAUCAGCUAAAGAAGUCAACAAACUUGUCACCGGACGUUUGGAAUGGCCUUGGACAGUUCUGGUCGAAGUCUACGACAAAAGUGCAAUCAAAGAAAAACUCAAAGAACCGGUUGAGCCAACGAAGUGGGAAAGGAUACUCUACACAGAACGGUGGGCUGAAGUCGAUUGAAGAGAGCAAGCUAUGGUAA